CCUGAAGCAGGCGCCGAGAUGGCUCCGGCCGCUGACAGGGAGGGUUACUGGGGCUCGCCGACCUCCACCUUGGAGUGGUGCGAGGAGAACUACGCCGUCUCCUACUACAUCGCCGAGUUCUAUUAUGCAGGAGAAGGAAGAUGAGGACGAGAUUAAUGCUGGGAGGUGGAAAGGCAUGUGUUCUGAAGAAAAAGGGACUAAUUCUAGAAGGGAACACAGUGAGUAACCUGAUUUUCAUUCUACCUCCAAUCUAUGGUGCGAUUCAGACCUAUAAAGAUGGCCUUGAAAAACGGUAUUUAGCUGCAUAUUUGUGUCUUACAGCUGUGGGAUUGGGAUCUUGGUGCUUCCACAUGACCUUGAAGUAUGAAAUGCAGCUGUUGGAUGAACUGCCAAUGAUAUACAGUUGUUGCGUGUUUGUUUACUGCCUGUAUGAAUGUUUCAAGUACAAGAACACAGUCAAUUAUCCACUGCUUUUCUUGUUAAUAACAUACAGCUUCGUAGUCAGCAUAGUUUACUUAAACUUGAAAGAGCCUGUAUUCCAUCAGGUCAUGUAUGGAACACUAGUUUCCAUUAUAGUUCUACGAUCUGUUUAUAUAGUAUUAUGGGUAUACCCAUGGCUUAGAGGUCUAGGCUAUACAUCUUUAACUGUAUUUUUAAUGGGAUUUUUUCUCUGGAAUGUGGACAACAUUUUCUGUGAUAAACUGAGAGCACUACGAGAGAAGAUGCCUCCUGUUGUGGGAGCUGUGACACAGUUUCAUGCAUGGUGGCAUAUCCUCACAGGCCUGGGCUCUUACCUCCAUAUCCUGCUAAGUUUAUACACAAGGACACUUUUCCUGAAACACAGGCCGAAGGUGAAGUUUGUUUUUGGAAUAUGGCCUGUUCUUCUGGUGGAGCCGCCCAAGAAGCUUUGACUGAGACCUAGGCAGUCACGUGCGAUCACCUAGCCUGGCUGAAUAAAGCAAUUCAACAGUUAACUGUGGCUGAAGUAUCAAAAUUAUGGAUCAAUUCAAGCACCAUUGCUAUAAAAGGACUUCUCUGUCUUACUAGGCCAGCCGGCCGGAACAGAGCAAAGAGUUGGCACACUAGGGAUAUAAUGUUUAGUACAGCUUUAUUCUAAGUUGUUAAAACAAAGAUUAAGACACAAUAUUUUUAUGUAUAUAUUGUAUAGCUGAUGAUACUGAGCUAAUAUUUCGUGCUGGUCACAGAAAACUAACCAUUUUUGAAGUGGAUUGCAUAGUUUUUCAUUCAGUUGUUGUUCUUUCUGUGGUUUAAACUGAUACUAGUAACUGAAUGACAAAACCAGGCCAUGGAUGGCCAAGCUAAGCAUUUGCGUGGCCUACAUUGAACUGAAUGCUUAACCCGAACUACUUUAAUCUUGCACUUUUAUACAAUUAAUGAAGUAUGUAAUGAUUGAUUUAGGGCUUUAUCUUGCUUUUCCACAGCCUCCUUUGCAAUUUAUAUUUUAAGCAAAAUGGUUGGGAUACCUGUGCCAUUUAGUUCGCUUUGUACCGAACUUCCAUUUUCUCUUUAGUCCAGCUGAUGUACAUCGUGGAGGACAUUCCAGGGUGUGACCAGCAGAAGACACUUAGAUGAGGAAGCAUUAUAGGGGUUCUUGUUUGUGUGUUGAGACUGAAUUGUUAAUUUCUUUGACCAGUGAUCCAUCAGGAGGCUGCAGGGUGACUGUAUAAACACAAGAAACACUUUUUUAAAUUUUUUUAUAAUUAUUACUUACAUGCCUCCCUUUUCUAUCCCUGCUUUUUACUGCCCAUGUCCCAUUCGUACUACAGAUGGACAAACACCUUAGGUGUGUGCUCGUUCAGCUUUGAGCUUUGAAAUCAUCUCUUUCGCUUUUUUUACAAGUCUUAAUAUUGGUCAGACUUUCAGAAGCAUGUUCUUACUCAGAAAUAUUGAAGAAAGAGUAAAGAACAAGAUUGAUGUUGAGGAUACCUCAAAAUAUAAUAGGCAGCACUUUGAUUGCUUGCUCUUAAUCUGUCCAUCACAUGGUUACUCUGAAAAUAUGACCACCUUUUUAAAACCAAUUUUGGGGAUUAAUGGGGGGAGGGAACCCACUGAUUUCUGCAAUAUUUAUCUACCCAGCUGAUGAAAGUUUAUAAGUAAGCAUAAAGAAAACAUUGAACUAACACAAUUUUUCAAAAUAUACCUCAUAUUGGAGGCUGUGGUUUUGACUCUUCAGAUCUUGAGGAGACUAACAGAGUCUGUCUCUGGGCCUACUAGCUGCCGUGCUAUGCAAUUUUUGUCUGCUUUUGAUGCUCUGAGGGGCUUAUCCAUCUUGCCCUGAAGGAGAAAAGAGAAAUGCUGAGACUAAUUGGGAAUUCCAUUCUGUAUUGAUUCAAAUCAUGCCCACAGCAAGGCACGGUAGUGUAGCUAUAAAGCUGUCUCCCGGAUCACAGAGUCCUGGCUAUUGUACAAUCAAGCAAUGACUAAAAUGUUCUCCUCCCUUUAAUGUUUUUUUUUCUGUUUGCGGCGCAGCUGCAUCUUCCAUGGCCAUCAGUAGCACUCCUACUGAUGUGAGACUCUAAAUAAAAUUGUGGCUUUUGUUAUGUGGCAGACCCUGGACUCUUGGGAUCAAAUAGACCCAAACUCGGGGCUAGAACAGUGACGUCAGUGAGGUUUAAGCGUGUGCUGAUAGCAGGGCAUUUCAACCUGUAAACCACUAUAAAGACUCCUGAAUGAUAAUUUUAGAACAAAUUUGUUGUCAGUAGGCUCCAGUUCCGUAGAUACAGUCAGCAUCUGGGUUGGGAAAUUUGAGUGAUCUUCGGUCUGAAAGAGGUUGGAAUAACUAGAAUAGAGGUAGGAAAAUGCUGUCUUGGAUCAAGUGUCUUUGAUUAUCCAGAAGGCAUAUUUUUUGUAAAGAGAUUUGAGAACUGUUUUUAAAAUGUAGCUUAAAAAUAAGUGCCUGCCUGUUCACAUCCAGGCUCUCUCAAGCAUGCUUCUGCACACUGUAUCUAAUUUUCUUUCACAUUUACAUGUUUUCCUAAGUUAGGGAAAGAGUCCCAUAAUAGGAGCAGUGCAGCAACAAGACAUAUCAACAGUCAAUUGUGACAUCUGCUAGGUAUGGUAUUAUUUUUAAGAAAAUGCACAAACCCUUUAUUUUAGUGGCCUUAUCUUUGUUACUGGAGGAUCGGGGGGGCUCUGGUUUCCCUUUAAUUGAAAGAACCAGUGUGCUGAAAAGCCACUUUCUUAUUGGUAAGGUAUCUCUACAAUGGUAUAUUUUAAAUAUAUUUGCUGACUCUCCUACACAUUUGCAACUAGGAAUUGGUUUGGUUUUGAGUUUUGGUUUUGGGUUGGUUUUUUUUCAGAUCUUGUUGAAUUGAAUUGUCAGGAUUUUGAAAAAAGUUGGAAAAGCCCUUGUUUUAAUUUUAUGCGUCUGUUAGCUUUUCAUUCACAUAUCGUUUGUCACUGUUUUUAUCUUUAAACAAAUUACGCAAAUUGGCUUCUCCAUUCCAAAUGACCAAAACCAUGCACACCUCUACCAGCCUUCCAGCAGCCUUUCUUUCAGGUUAUUGUUAGACCCUGAAGAAUGUAAUUUACGUAUUUGUCCUUCUAAGCGUAAAUAAUCUAAAAUUAUGGGUGCUUUGGUUUAAUUGCCUUACUGAUCUUGUGAGUGAUAUUGAAAAUGGCAAGCCAUUUUUACCUGCAUGUCACUGAAAUUCAGACUUGCCUUUUCUAGUGCCUGGGAAGACAUACAUCCUUACUCCUGUAAUGUCUUAAAUGUCUGUUAAAUUGCUUUUUAUUUAUAUGACUUGUAUGACAUGCUGAUUAUUUUUUUUUCUACAAACCUUAGAGCAGCAUAUCCCAAACUUUUCUUGCACUACAUCUUACAAGGUGGAUCAUCUUUGAUCCUAUUUGUUGAGUAGGAUUCAGACAACAGCUACUUUAAAGAGAAUUAUGGAAGUAGCAGGUGUUGUUCAAUAUGAAUCCUAUAGGAUGUGUUGGACAGACUUGAUAGCAAUGAACUCUUCUAUUCUUUAACAUCCAUGAAGAGCCAGGAAAUCUGCCACCUUAUGACCGUCGGCUGGGCACAGAUCAGCAGCAAGUAGUUCUGCAGACCGUGAGGUGAGAAACUCUUCCUUGGGAAUAAGAGAAAAAACCUCAAAAUUACUCUCCCAGUGCAGAUCAACACCAUACCUUAUGCUGGGAAUCUAGAUUUUUUUUCUGCAUACAGCUCAAGACAUGCAUUAUCCAGAACUGAAGCUAAGACAUGAUAAACAAAAAUCUGCCAUCAGGAGGAAUCUCAUCCGUGUUUUGAGGACAGUGUUGUGGGCUAGCGGUAUUAGUCAUCUCGGGACUUCAUUUUAAUGCUUUUUCUUUUAGCACAGGGAAGAUGUGCUACCCCUAAGUUCAGAAGACUACCCCAUAGUCAGAAUUGGAAUAUGCAGUCGAGCACUUGCCGAUCUACCUCUGUCAUGUAUUGUACAAUACCCAUGCCCUUAAUUAAACAUAUAUAUAUAUAUAUAUAUUAGAACAGCCUGACUUAGACCAUGCAGCUCCUGAGGUCGGCAACAAUAUUGUACUGCUCUGUGGCUGACUCUCUUCACUCCAUAAACAUCCUGACUUGUUCAGUGUUGUGUCAGUCUUAGUUUGUGCUCAGUCUGCUGUUGAUCUGUGUGCAGAAGUCUGGCUGCUUUAGAAAGAGACACAAGUAGGAGAAUUUCAAUUCAGACAGGUGAAGUGAAAGCUUUUUGGAAUUUAAGUUACGUUUAAAACUAAGAUGCAAACAAAAUAACAUGGUUUACAUGAUUUUGGGAGAGAUGUGAUGAAAAAUACUGUUUCACAAUUUGUUUUAUUUCUCUUUUAAUCUAGUAUUGUGCUGUAUUCAUCCCUGGGCUUGUCUUGUUUGGCUAAAACAAAAUUGUGUGUUUUGAAAUGCAGUUGAUUCUUUUGGCCAUAGUGCAUUUGCUUCCAACACCUGGUUUCAAACAGCUAAAUGAGUUUUUCGGCUAGCUCUUCCAUGUGAAGCGCAGCGACAGAAAGUUCACCCAACAUUACUAGUGUUUCUCACAGUCACUACCACCUUGUUUAGUCUGCAUUCCAGAAUUUCAGUAAUACUGUUUUUUAAAAUCUGUUUCUCUUAGUGGAUGUAUUUUUGGCAUUUGAUAGCUGGUGGUGAAACAAACAAUUCAAUACAACAUUUCUCGGUUGAAGACAAGCUGUAAUGAAGAAGCAAUGUUGUUUUCUUCAGUAGACCUCAGAAUCCAGGAACCACGCCUUCAUUUUAGUGGAAUGUGUGCCCCAUAAUUUAAAUAAAUGUAUUCAGGUAAAGUGGUUUACUUUAAGGAAUCCCCAUCUGCACUUUAAGUAGAUGGUGGGAGGCUUUAACUGGUAAGUACUGUUUGUUUAACUGUGAGACUUCAGUAGGAAGAGGGAUAAAUGAUGGAGUCUUUAUUACCCAUGAGAACCGAAAAGCCAGAAGGAGAUUGAGAAAUCUUACGUGGAAAGAGAAUAACAAAAGAUUAAGCAUAGAAUCCCAUAGUAUUAGGUCAACCACACUCCUGGGAACUGCACUUUAGAUACUUCGGUAACAAGCUUGAAUGUGUUGCUAUUUUUACCUUUAACUUUCCAUGCUGACUCUGCACUCUUUACCAUAGGAGUGAUGUAGUCUACAUUUGAUUCAUUGUAGAUUACUUAGCUGCUGUUUUGUGAGGAUGGAAUGUGACAGGGAUCGUUUCAUACGUGAAUGAAUACCUUUCUUAUCCAUCUGGAACAUCCUCCCCCAGCUUUGUUUGAGAGUCGGUAAUGUAACUACAAAGAAUAUACUGUGUAACUCUUAAGGUCAGUUUGGCGUUUCUUUGUUCAGUUUCUCAGCGAUGACUGCCUGCAGCUGCCAAGUGCCUGAUCGCUCUGUUGCAAGUCUUUUCUGAGAGCUGAGGCUGUGUUUUCUACUGGGGUCUGGAAGACAAGGUCCUUGGUAGGUGAAGGGUCACUUUGUUUUUUUGUUAAGAAUUCUCUGACUGCAGGAGUCACAGCACUCUCUUUAGUCGCUUUCCAGAAACACAGUUACCCAGUAUGUGUGCCUCUGCUUGGCUCGGACUCGAGCCUGACUACCCCAUGUCCCUGAUGCUGUUGCAUCUUUUCAGAUUUGGAAAGCUGGUUGAGGGAUUUAGCCCCACAGCUGGUGUGUGUUUUAGUGUGUGUAGUUCAAUGACGGGCAGUGUGAGGGCGAAGCGGUCAAGCAAGCACUUAAUGCAGAGCCCCAUUACUGGAGCUCCCAGCCAGAUGCUCCAAACAGGACUGGGGAUGUGGGGGUUCAUGUAUACGAGUUUGGGGGCAGGGUUGAUGUCUGAACCUCUUACUUUACUUCAGAACUCUCCCUUUUUACUUGUGAAGUGUUUAGAUUGGAUUAAGCAUGUAUUUGCAGAUUUUGGAAGAACCAAGUUCAGAAUCCAGCUAAUUGAAGACCCUAAACCAGUGCCUGCAAAUUUUUGUUGCACAUACUUCACACAGGUUGAAUCUGCCUGAUGUUUGGAGCAGAUUGUUGAGAUUUCAAAAAUGCAAAGAUAAAGGGUCUUCUGGUUAUUUGUCCACAGGAAUAGCUGUAAGCACAACCUCAGAUUCAUCCUUCUUUCCCCAAAUCUCUGGAACACGCGUAUGUUUCUCCAGAGCCAAUGUUGAAUAGCGUGGGUUUUCACACAUGCUCAUAGCAAGUCAUGUACCAAAAUGUUUUCUAAAUUAAAACCUUGGUCAGUUGCUGCAGAAGAAUUUUUGUUGUGCAUACUAUUGCUUUUGGAAGAGAGAGUUUCAAGCAGCGUAAGUAGCAAUUACUCCUUAAACUGACCAGGAACUGGUUUUUCUCUUCAUAUUCCAGACUGAUGUUGACGAUAUGAUGUUGACUAUUGAAUUCAGCUUAGUGCACUGAUGAUGUUUACCGUCUUAGCAAGUAACGUCUGUCUACCUGUAAGGCACAUGAAAUACCCCACGUGUUUUGUGACCAAACUUUCUAACAUUGACACUAUUAGUUCUAACGUGUGUUUGGGUUUGUUUCCUGAAAUUCAGUAUAUUGUUGCAGAUGGGUAACAACACUGUGACAGAUGAAUAGCAGUUGACAGCCGCAUUGAGGAAUGCUUAUUGACAAUUUGGAUAUACUGAACUGAUUCUUCAUACCAAACCGGCUGGUAACUAACAUUAGGCUUAUGUGUAUCAGCAUAUCUUGUUUUGCAAAGCACAGUAGCUUUGAAAUAUUUAAUGUAUUUCAUUUGUUAUUCAUGCUGCAGUCAAGCACUAAUUUGUGUCUUUAUAGUUAAAAUUAUUAAAGAAUUUUGUUUUAAAUACAA
Molecule: messenger RNA, 7292 nt
Organism: Falco peregrinus (peregrine falcon)
Lineage: Eukaryota; Metazoa; Chordata; Aves; Falconiformes; Falconidae
Gene: ACER3
Product: alkaline ceramidase 3
Exons: 12
Coding region: 141-911 (256 amino acids)
Biological process (GO): phytosphingosine biosynthetic process; ceramide metabolic process
Cellular component (GO): endoplasmic reticulum membrane
Source: RefSeq, a predicted model, not a curated record